UGCCCAAGUUCACAAACCCGCAGGCUUCGGGGAGUUUGGAUUGGCUGUCACAGUGUGUGUGUUUGUGCGUGUGUGUGUGUGUCUUUGUUUUAGCCGUACUUUUGUUUUCGCUUUGGAUGACAGACCGACUUCAGCUUUAGCUCUUAACGUCCGGCCAGUCGACGGAUUCAAACGUGAACUUGGUGGAAAACUUUCUGAACGUCUCCCGGCUUUGUUUCCUCUCCAUCCGCACUGAUUUUGUUGAUGGCGCGAUCUAACCAAGAUGGACACAGGACUGUCCGUCGGUGGGAGACUCGAUAACGGCUUCACCCGUUACAUCUAAAUGUAGACUUGAUUAAAUUGUCCGCUGAAAACGUGUCAUUAUCAACUGGAUGUAAGCGGACUGGGCCAUUUCCAACCCAGGAGUCACAUCCUAUAAUGAACAUUUCCCCACUCCAGUUUCGGUGAACUUUUUCCCACGACAUGUCGGGAGUGGUCCGCACCCUGAGCCGCUGCCUGCUCCCGGCCGAGGCCAGCCGGGAUCCGGGCAACAGCAAGGAGAGGAGCCGGGAGAGGGACGCGGCGCAGGAGCGGGAGGCGCGGCGCCGGAGCCGGGAGAUAGACGCGAUGCUGGCCCGGGAGAGGAGAGCCGUCCGCCGGCUGGUGAAGAUCCUCCUGCUCGGGGCCGGAGAGAGCGGAAAGUCCACAUUCCUCAAACAGAUGCGCAUCAUUAAUGGACAAGAGUUUGAUAAAAAAGCACUUCUGGACUUCCGGGACACCAUCUAUGAGAAUAUACUGAAGGGCAUGCGUGUGCUGGUGGACGCCCGGGACAAGCUGGGCAUCGGCUGGGAGAGCUGCGAGAACGAGAAGCAGGGCAUGCUGGUGAUGUCGUGGGAGGGACGCGUGGGCGGCUCGGGGGUCGAGCCCAGCGAGUUUCAGCUGUACGUGAUGGCACUGAGCGCGCUCUGGGCGGACGCCGGCAUACAGGAGGCCUACGCACGGCGCUCUGAGUUCCAGCUGAGUGAGUCAGUCAAAUACUUCCUGGAUAACUUGGAUCGCAUUGGCCAGCUGAACUAUAUCCCAAGCAAGCAGGACAUUUUGUUUGCGAGGAAGGCGACUAAAGGCAUCGUCGAGCAUGACUUUGUCAUCAAGAAGAUCCCUUUCAAGAUGGUGGACGUAGGAGGGCAGAGGUCCCAGAGGCAGAAGUGGUUUCAGUGUUUCGACGGGAUCACAUCGAUACUCUUCAUGGUUUCGUCGUCGGAGUACGAUCAGGUCCUGAUGGAGGAUCGCAGGACAAACCGUUUGGUGGAGAGCAUGAAUAUCUUUGAGACCAUCGUCAACAACAAGCUCUUCCUCAACGUGUCCAUCAUCCUCUUCCUGAACAAAACAGAUCUGCUGGUGGAAAAGAUUCGCACAGUGGACAUCCGCAAGAACUUUCCCGAGUUCAGAGGAGACCCGUGCAGGCUAGAGGACGUACAGGCGUUCCUGGUGCAGUCGUUCAGCCGUAAGAGGAGAAACCGGGGGAAGCCGCUCUUCCACCACUUCACCACUGCGAUAGACACAGAAAAUAUUCGUUUUGUCUUUCACGCCGUCAAGGACACCAUCCUGCAGGAAAACCUCAAAGAUAUCAUGCUGCAGUGACCUUCAUGCUGCAGACAACGACUUCUCUGACUGUAAACUGUGAAACCAGCCAUUAAUCCAGACCUGGAGGACACUACAGCCCCGCGGAUGCAUAUUAAUAGCAACAUGUGGAGCAGCCGGUUAACUCACAGUGUGGAUUUACCUGAACCCUGAACCUGUGGAGCCACAAAGUGACUCUGGACCUGUUGGCCUACGGUGGCCCCUGUGGAGACCCUUGUGAAGACCAGAGAGGACAAAAUCCUGCAUUUAACCUGUAUAAAUGUGUGUAUGCUGGAAAGACAGUCACCUUCCUCUGCUUCUUGUAGCUCUUAAGUGUUUUAGAAAACAAGAAAAAGAAAAUGCACCGACUACACGACCUGAGCACUGAAAGUGGGUUUAUUUUUCCUGUUAAGACUAAUGACAACCCUGUCACUAAACCAAACAAGCUGUGUGAGCAGGCAGCAGGAGGGGAAGGAAGAAUAAGGAAGAAAGAAGGAAAGUUUCGAAGAACGUCUUGUCCUAAAGUACACAUGACCAUACUGGUCAUAUGCCGUGUUAUGUGAUAAGGUUGCACAAGUGUUCCUGUCAAUGAACUUUAGGAAAGAGAGACGAAGCUCUGCUCCCCGCUCCCUCCUGUGCCGUCUUUACCUCUCCUCCCCUGCUUGUGUUCAUCCUCCUGCCCCCGCCGUCAUACACGAGACGAACAGCUGCAGACAAUAAGUCUUAUCCCUCCUGUCCUGUCCCUCUCCUCCCCGGCACAAUGGACGGGCUGUUCGUCUCAUCCCUGUCCAGCAGACACAGUAGACUGUCAAAUUAGACGCUCUUCUCAGUUUAAACACACACACACACACACACACACACACGGAAACACAUGUCUCCUGGUUGUGCAUGAAUUAUGGUUCAGUUAUAUUCAUAUACCUUCUUCUGUUUCCCAUCACAGAGUAUCAAGUACCACAAUAACCGAGACUCAACUCAAGUCAUAUUCUAAGUAUCCCCUUUACAAGAAGGGUGUGGUUACGUUAGUUGUUCCCAUCCUUUUGUCCUAAAACGUGAAGCAGAGAAUGACAGGGUUGAACUGUAAAUGACCUUAUUCCCAUGCUGCUGGUGGCCAUUUUGGAUUUCUGUAGCAGUCAGGACAGGAACAUGAAGAUUGACAGAAAACAUCAGUAGAAAGCGACCAAGACAAGCCAGAAUGAACAAAAACCACAGAGUAAUUUGCUAACUUAUGCAGACGAUGAACCGUGAGUUUUCUUCUUCUCCAUGUCUGAUUUUUCCUACUUCAGGACACCUUUACACACAAAUAUCAAUUUAGUGCUGUAGGAAAAAUAGUUACAGUGCUGCAACAAUUAGUCAAUUGGUCAACCAGCAUUAAAGUCAUUUCUAAAACAACCAUACAGACACAAGCUUCUCAAAUAUAUCACUGUGAACUGAGUAUGUUUGAAUUUCAGACAGUUGAAUUGAAUUUCAGACAGCAAGUAAUUUAAAGAUGUCAUCUUUGGCUCUAACAUUGGCUCCAGAUUUCAAAGCUGCAAAUGUGAAUAUUUUCGUAUUAACAAUAGAAAAAGGGUCGCUCGACGCUGCAGUUUCCCUCAGUCCCACAUGGCUUUUUAGCAUCUUUCAGCUCAUCGCUUUGCUUUUAUCAAUUUGGUUCACUUAAACAGCAGGCAGGCAGCAAAGAUCCUCUGAUAAAUUAACACGCAAACCAACAGAGUUAGCAGCUAACUGGUGAACACUGUGCUAGUAAGAGUCACAAUAUCCUCGGGAGUUUGAGCCCAAACCGGAGCUAAAAAGGGAGUCGAUGUUGGUAUUGCAUUCAUGAGGUGACUUGAUGAUGAUUAAAUGAAUGUCGUGUCUGAUGGAUACAUUAAUAAGCAACCGUUUUUCUAAUAUGCUCAUCAUUAUCAAUUUUAUAAGGUGACAAUACACUCAGCGGCCAAUUUAUUAGGUACGCCUGUACGUAUGUUUGCUAGUGCAAAUAUCUGAUCAGCCAGUCAUGUGGCAGAAACUCAGCUCAUAAAGUCGCGCAGACAGGACAUGUCAGCAAUGCGACAUGUAUGACUUUGACAAUGGACUGAUUGUUGCUGACAGUCAGGGCGGUUUGAGUCGCUCAGAAACUGCUGAUUGCGUACAACAGCCUCCAGAGUUGAUGGAGAAUUGUGCAAAAUCCACCCAGUAGAAAGGUGUAUCUAAUGAAGUGGACAUUGAGUGUAAGUAAUUGUUUGCAGUUUGUUGCAAUGCAGCAGGUGGCCCGAAAAAAAACUUAUUGGAGAUUUAAUUUUAUUUUUUUUUUUUUUUAUUUCACCAGUCACAGUGUUCUGGUAAUGUAGCAUGUGGUCAAUUGCAGUUUAAUAUAUAUUUGUGCACUGAUUUAUGAUGGCGGUCAAACUGGUGACCAGAGCUGUCCUGUCAUGUGAUUUUAAUGGAUAUGUGCCAGCCGACCACAAACAUGUACUUUCACAUAAGGUUUAAAUUUGGACCCCGUAAUCCUUCCUUGGAUCCUUCAAAUCAGUUUCUUUCUAAUAUGUUUUCGGGGGGGGGGGGGGAUCCAUGAAGUGAAAGGGCUGAUUUGAUUCCCAGCAUUUGCAUGUUGUACAUUCUGGUACGCAGCAGUAGGACACAGCUGGGCUGCUCCUCCCCAUCCCAGUGUUCAGUCCAAAUGGCCUCGAUGGGAAUGAGGUGAAAUCAUGAGCACUUCCACACGCCUUAUUAUAAUACUGUAUUAAACACUUUGUGCAUGUUCAUACAUCUUGUACAUAGAAAACUGUAUUUGACUGACACUGUGUGUACUGUGGUAACCUUACAAUACAAACACCACUCUGUCUAACAGCAUCACUGUAACUGUAACGUUGCCGUCAACUAACCUACCUUUUCCACUCACACAAGAGGUGUUUUGUUUUUUUGUUUUUUGUACGUUUCGUCAUUGCACUGGAUGUGUACGAGAAGAAAACAAGCAGAAAGGAAAACGUCUGGGAGGGGAAAGAAAAAAAAGGGGGGGGGCAAUGAAACAAAUAAACAGACGGCAGAAUUUUAAAGGCGGACAGGAUGGAGGCAGAGGAUGAAAAGAGGAAGGUCCUCUGCUGUUGUUUUUUGUUUCCCAGUGCCUUGGCUCUGUGCUCUGUGGUGAAAUACACUGCCGUUUGCUGA
Scatophagus argus is the source of this 4743-nucleotide messenger RNA. It is a transcript of the gene gna12a, whose product is annotated as guanine nucleotide binding protein (G protein) alpha 12a. Gene Ontology annotation, molecular function: D5 dopamine receptor binding; GTPase activity; guanyl nucleotide binding. Gene Ontology annotation, biological process: Rho protein signal transduction; adenylate cyclase-modulating G protein-coupled receptor signaling pathway. NCBI's taxonomy places the organism in Eukaryota, Metazoa, Chordata, Actinopteri, Scatophagidae. The transcript is spliced from 6 exons. The record is from RefSeq and is a predicted model, not a curated record. Bases 463 to 1620 code for a protein of 385 amino acids. Gene Ontology annotation, cellular component: brush border membrane; heterotrimeric G-protein complex.